AUGCUCAGGCAUUACGCAAACUGGCAGUGCGAUGAUUCACUUGUAGCAGUACUAGGCUACAAUCCGCCGUUUCAGGUGAAGCUAUUCAGCUUCUUUGAGGAACUUGCUGAGCCCGUGCGAAAGUUGGCGCAGACGGCCUGGCGGUCUAGAGGAAAACUGGUGCACGAUGUGAAGGCGUAUGUGCUUCUCUUCACCAGCAUGGUUUGUUCCAUGCCUGCUCGCGUGUUCCGGGUGAUUCAAAAUCCAAAGCUGCAUGCUCUACUGGCAGAGGAGGAGGAUCCACAGGCGCUAGCGGCUGUGGUGGCUGGAACUGGAGGUGCGCUUUGCUUGGGCUCCGUGGGUGCUGUGAUUGGAGUUACUGUCGGCGCUGCAGUGGGACUAUGCGUUGGAGCUGUUCCUGCGCUUUUUACCUUUGGCUUGUCGCUGCCAUUGGGAGCUCUGUUAGGUGGAUCUGGCGGACUUUUGGCUGGGGCUUUGACAGGAAGCUCUGCUGGGUUCGUUGGUGGUGCGACGAGCGGCACUUUCGUGGCUUACUUCCGAUCCGAGAUCAGGCUCGCAGCUGUCUUUGUCAGUGCCAAAGUCUAUGACAUCUACCAUGUCAUAGUCGUGCGACCUACCAAUGUCGUGAAGGCAGCAAAUCGCAAAGUCCGCGAUGGUGUGCAUGCGUCUACCGCCUACACGCAGGAGAAGGCGAGGGCGACUGCGGACUUUGUGAAGACUGCAUCUGCAAAUCGACAUGUCCAGGUAUCCGCAGCAGGUGCCGGCUUCGGAGCUGCUGCGAUGGGCACUGCUGGGGCGGCAACAGGUGCUUGCGUUGGGGGCACGGUAGGGGCUUUGGUCGGACUGGUGCCGGCAGUGUUCACCUUUGGUCUCUCCAUUCCCAUCGGUGCCGCUGUCGGUGGCUCGACCGGCCUUAUGGUGGGCGGAGCCGCUGGCUGCAGCAUGGGGUUUGCAGGCAGCUCGCAAUGUGCACACCUUGCUGUGCCAUCUUUGUGUUGCCCUCUAUGCUGCUGGGCUCAUCUGGGAAAAGGCAUCCAGCACACCCCCUGUUCAAUCAUCCUAGAAUGUCGGCACCCUUCGAAUGGACGCCAGGCCAAAUGUCCAGCCUCAAACGCACCCAUCUCCUGCUCCUUAAGCUAUGAGUAG
This is a messenger RNA of Symbiodinium natans, 1146 nucleotides long. The record is from the annotation of a GenBank genome assembly. Lineage: Eukaryota; Dinophyceae; Suessiales; Symbiodiniaceae.